GAAGCAGCAACUCCAGAAAGACUGAUGCGCCUUAGAAGCGCCCAGAGGAGAGCAGGAGAGAGUGACACCCGCCCGUCAAGCGCGCAAGCCUCCGCCAGCGCUAGCUAGUGUCCCCAGAGCUCGGGCGGCGCCCACCUACGACGGAGCCGCGGGCCAGGGGGUGCGCCCCUGGAGGCACCAAGGCAAUUAUGCAAACCCCAUAGAGCAAGAGACUGGCUUCUAGCGUUCCUUGGCAAAGAACAGGAGAGUAGCAGGAAAACCACUCCCAGCCACCAAUAUAUUCCUGUCCCGCCCCUGCCCUGUACCAUUGUCUGAGACGCCGUUGAGAGUAACAACAGUCCAACCAGCACUGUGGCUAGAAGAAGGAUCCUGGAUGGUAUCAGUUCUGUCCAACAGGGACCUCCACACACUGGCCCCAACUGAAGUGCUGAACUCCACGUGGGCGUAUCUCCCUGACAUAUACCAGCGUACCUGCCACAUCAUCAACAUGGGAGACCAGAACGGAAACACAAGCUUUGCCCCAGACUUGAACCCACCCCAAGACCACGUCUCCUUGCUCCCCUUAAACUACAGUUAUAGUGAUUAUGACGUCCCCCUGGAUGACGAUGAGGAUGUGACCAAGACACAGACCUUCUUUGCAGCCAAAAUCGUCAUUGGCGUAGCCCUGGCAGGCAUCAUGCUAGUCUGCGGCGUUGGCAACUUUGUCUUCAUUGCUGCCCUCGCCCGCUACAAGAAGCUGCGCAACCUUACCAACCUCCUCAUCGCUAACCUGGCCAUCUCUGACUUCCUGGUGGCGAUCGUCUGCUGCCCCUUUGAGAUGGACUACUACGUAGUACGUCAGCUUUCCUGGGAGCAUGGUCACGUGCUUUGUGCCUCCGUCAACUACCUUCGUACCGUCUCCCUGUACGUCUCCACCAAUGCUCUGCUGGCCAUCGCUAUUGACAGAUAUCUCGCUAUUGUCCACCCCUUGAAACCACGGAUGAAUUACCAGACCGCCUCCUUCCUGAUCGCUUUGGUCUGGAUGGUCUCCAUCCUCAUCGCCAUCCCAUCUGCCUACUUCACCACAGAAACCAUCCUCGUUAUCGUCAAGAAUCAGGAAAAGCUCUUCUGUGGUCAGAUCUGGCCCGUGGACCAGCAGCUCUACUACAAAUCCUACUUCCUCUUCGUCUUCGGGCUUGAGUUCGUGGGUCCCGUUGUCACUAUGACCCUGUGCUAUGCCAGGAUCUCCCAGGAGCUCUGGUUCAAGGCUGUACCUGGCUUCCAGACGGAGCAGAUCCGCAAGCGGCUGCGCUGCCGCCGGAAGACAGUGCUAUUGCUCAUGGGUAUCCUCACAGCCUACGUGCUGUGCUGGGCGCCUUUCUAUGGCUUUACCAUAGUGCGAGACUUCUUUCCCACGCUGAUUGUGAAGGAGAAGCACUACCUCACCGCCUUCUAUGUCGUCGAGUGCAUUGCCAUGAGCAACAGCAUGAUCAAUACUAUAUGCUUCGUGACAGUCAAGAACAACACCAUGAAAUACUUCAAGAAGAUGCUGCUGCUGCACUGGCGGCCCUCUCACUACGGGAGUAAGUCCAGCGCGGACCUCGACCUCAAAACCAGUGGGGUUCCUGCCACCGAAGAGGUGGACUGUAUCAGGCUAAAGUAGCCUGCAGGUGUUGCCCAAGGAAAAACUUAACAUUCGAUACUCAGUAUAUCGCACUCCAUCAACCACUCACAAGCUGCAUGGAAAGAUACAGCCGUAUUCAGGCUUUCCUGCUCUAAGGUACCUGGAUGCUUCUAUGUCAUGACAUACAGCACAACUGUUGUCUGCAUAAACACCUUAAGAGACUACACACAAAUAGUAACGAGUGGCGUGGACUGAAUGCUUCUGUCUGCAAACCACACCAACAGAUUAUUCAAGGAUGAGAGCUGACAUUUGAGGGUUACCUGCUAUGAAACAGUUACCAAAAAAAAUGGUAGAAGCUA
Rattus rattus (black rat) is the source of this 1962-nucleotide messenger RNA. RefSeq names its product prokineticin receptor 2 (gene Prokr2). The record is from RefSeq and is a predicted model, not a curated record. Bases 374 to 1642 code for a protein of 422 amino acids. Gene Ontology annotation, molecular function: neuropeptide Y receptor activity. Lineage: Eukaryota; Metazoa; Chordata; Mammalia; Rodentia; Muridae. The transcript has 4 exons. Gene Ontology annotation, cellular component: membrane. Gene Ontology annotation, biological process: neuropeptide signaling pathway.